This is a messenger RNA of Ogataea parapolymorpha DL-1, 1161 nucleotides long. Its product is annotated as Protein MAK11. Gene Ontology annotation, molecular function: protein binding. Bases 1 to 1161 code for a protein of 386 amino acids. Lineage: Eukaryota; Fungi; Ascomycota; Pichiomycetes; Pichiales; Pichiaceae. The transcript has a single exon. The record is from RefSeq and is a predicted model, not a curated record.
AUGACCGUAUUUCGCAUCAUCACAGGUUCAUACGAGCACACAUUGCUGUGUGUAUCGGUGACGCUUCCCGAUGAGAAAAACAGCCAGCCGCUAUUCCAACCGAUUUUCCACUUCCAAGCGCAUUCACUCUCGAUCAGGGCUCUCGAUAUUGCCAAAAGAUAUCUUGUUUCGGGGUCUAACGACGAGCACAUCAAGAUCUACGAUUUACAGAAAAGAAAGGAGCUCGGCACGUUGCUACAACACCAGGGAUCGAUCACCAAACUUGUUUUCUCGAAUGACUUCGACGAAAAGUCUGAGUAUCUGACCCACAAGAAUGGCAAAUGGCUACUGAGCGCAGCAGAGGACGGCAAGAUUGUGAUUUGGCGGACCAAAGACUGGGAGCAAUUUGGAAUUCUAAAGGGCCACACGGCAAGAGUGAACGAUCUGGCCAUCCACCCAUCAGGACGCGUGGCCAUCUCUGUGAGCGACGACAAGACGGUUCGACUGUGGAAUUUAAUGACCGCCAAAAAGGCGUCUGCGAUGAAGCUCAAGGGGGUCUUCACGCACGGCCAAUCGCCUAAUCUGGUCCGUUUCAGCAGCGACGGCGAGUUUUUCGUUGUUGGGCUGCUCAAUAGAUUGAUGGUGUACCAAACUAGAGAGGCCAAAAUCGUGGCUAUUUUCCAGCUGAAGCAGACGCUGAUGCAAUUAGAUUUUUUAUUGCUGGAUGGCAAGGAGUAUCUCGUUCUAGCGAAUGGAAACGGUACGAUACAGUUCUACGAUAUUGCACAAAUCACGCAGGGAAACGAGGAGACAGAGCCACUUGAGAACCCUGAGUUCGAGCUGCAGGGCCACGCGAACCGGGUCAAGGACUUCUCCAUCUACACAGAGAGAAAAGAUAACGAUACAAAGUCGUAUCUGGUGUCAAUUUCAUCGGACGGCAAGAUCGUCGUCUGGGACCUGAGCGUCCGAGACCAGGUGGCCGUUUAUGAUACUGGAGAGCGGCUGAACGUUGUUGCUACCGUCAACGAGAGCGUUGAGAAAGCACUUAAACCGCGCUACGAUCCGCUGCAAAAAGAGGUGGAAAGCGAAUACGAGAGCGACGGAGAAGUGGUUGUGCGUCGCGAGGACAGGAAAAAGAUCAAGAAACGGCAGAAAAAACUGCUCAAGGUGGAACGGGAGUAA